Molecule: messenger RNA, 1384 nt
Organism: Exophiala viscosa
Lineage: Eukaryota; Fungi; Ascomycota; Eurotiomycetes; Chaetothyriales; Herpotrichiellaceae
Exons: 1
Coding region: 90-1100 (336 amino acids)
Biological process (GO): translation
Cellular component (GO): mitochondrial large ribosomal subunit
Molecular function (GO): structural constituent of ribosome
Source: RefSeq, a predicted model, not a curated record
UCGAGGAACCACAGCAGCACCUCCAUUUAUCCACACUUGAGGCCUUGCAACGACCUUGAUCGCGUCUGUUGACGUCUCUCCUAGGAGGUAUGCCACCCAGAUUACGGUUGCGCUCUUCAGCGCAACUAGCAGAGCUCCGGUUCGAGCGAGCCGCAUACACUUGUGGCCGAUGCCAGUAUGCUACAGUAGUAGCAACGACUCCAGCACCCUCAGACGUGCAGAUCCAUUCCUCUAUACCGACGCUCUCACGGUAUACGCCAGCAACCCCUCCUUCACACAGAAACCCCGCCUACCGCAAGUCUCAACUCCUGCGAUCCUACGUUUCCCUCCUUCAAACUACACCUCUGAUCGUCAUCUUCCAACACGGCAAUCUGAAAGCCACAGAAUGGGUCGGCAUCAGGAGAGAAUUAACGACAGCCCUUCGAAAACUGGACAAACAACUAGCUGCGCAAGGGGCGCCUUCAGAAAGCUUGAUAGGAGAAUACGUUAAGCUGCAGGUCAUCAAAACGAACAUAUUUGAGCCUGCGCUCCGAGUCGCCGAGUACUUCAAGCCAGGCGACCUCCCGCCUGAAACGCUCGAGGGUCUGUCAGGGAUAUCAUCAGAAAAGGAAGAUCCCUCGCUGACACACGCACUCUCGGUCGCCGCAUACAAAGCUGCUAAAGCACACGAGGGUGAACACGAUCUCGCCCCCGUCCUGACUGGCGCUGUCGCCAUUUUGACCUUCCCUACUGUAUCACCGCAGCACCUGAAGACCGCUUUCUCGAUACUUAGUCCGCAAGCGCCUACCUUCCCCGCACCCACAAGACGGGCAGUACCGUCCUAUUACGAUCCUCCGGUCCAGGACGGGGUGAAGAAGUUACUCCUCCUCGGAGCGCGGAUAGACGGGCAGGUGUUUGACAACGAAGGCACAAAAUGGGUUGGUUCCAUUGACGGUGGCAUUGACGGCUUGCGCGCUCAAUUGGUGGCUAUGCUGCAAGGCUUCGGCGCUGGAAUCACUACUACCUUGGAAAGUGCGAGCAGAAGUUUGUGGUUUACUAUGGAGAGCAGAAGGAACAUGCUUGAGGAAGAGCAGAAGCCACAGGAGGAGAACAAGGCGUGAAUCCAGGCAGACAAGGUGAAUGUUCAGAUAGUGCCGCGGGAGGCUUGAAAAAGCUUGACACGCUUCUGCGAUGCUGGUCGGCAGCAGUCAAACAAUACCGGGCAGGAACUGGGGAGGUACCGACACCGUCUCCCUAUGCGUGUCUCCGAGCCUGGACUGGCGCUUCGCUGAGGAACUAAUCUCUUCUGUAUACAAAGUCGGUGUUCGACAACGACCACGACAUGUUCAUUUACGAUUGUACAGGAAGUCGGACGGAACCUUAAGGCAUUGUAGAACACAAUUGA